CCACCCUCUAGGGCUCUCCGUAGGGCUUUUUGUAGAUUCUAUUUUAAGGUCUUCUCUGUCCCACUAAGCCCUUCUAGACACGUAGGAGUCUGCCUUACGCCAAGAUGAAGGCCGUCAGGCAGCAACACGAUAACACAUGACAGGUUGGAAGCCAUUAUCUCUAAUCCACUCAACUCCACUCCGUUCACCUCAGCCUUUGGCACUCGAACUGAACCUAUAUUUAAACUCCAUAGCAAUACCCAAGUCUCACAAUGGGGAAACCGUUACCAAGUUCCGAUCCUGACGACCUCCCUCCUCCUUAUGAACAAGUCAUCUCAGGGCUACCUCCAGACAGCAUUGAUGACAACCCACUUCCUCUAGCUGGACCUUCCACAUCAUCUCCCAUUACCAACGAUCAAACGCAGGUCAGUAUCGCAUCCGAAACCGCAGAGCGACCGGCCAUGACCCUAUCGCCGUUCUUAAGCCGCGACCCCGCCGCUCUCCAUAGCCUUAUCAGCCAUGAGGUCCGCAUUCCUCCGCGACCGAGCCUGAGUGUCCGCGGUGCACACCAAGAGACCCGCCCCGACCGAAACGAUCGCAAGGAGAAUCGCACGGAGUCUGUGGUGGAUUUUGACUUUCGGAUCAAUCUGUCCAACUACUUGGUUGGCGAUGUAGACCGCGAUCCAGCCUGGCAUCAGUUGCGCGUGGCGCAGGACGGGGACGGACAGAAGCUCUACCGUGGCGGUCGAUGUCGGUCGCGUGAGUGGAAGCGGCACGCAAGGACGCGGGCUGUCAGGCGGCCGAGCAUCGAAGAUGGUACGGAUACCGAGAAUGUUGGACUUGUCGAGGACGAUGUAGGACCGGAUCUCAUGGGCUGGUGCGAGAGAUUCUGCCAGGAUCCUUCUCCAGUUAAAUCUUUUACCUUCACCCGCCACAUUGAAAACUUCAACUCGUCCAUUAUACAGUCCUCUUUGACAUCCCAUCUCCGCUCGCUCAAUUACCAGGGCAAUAUCCAGAUCUCCACAUCUUUCUCAAACCAAUCGUUUACGGUCUACUCUCCGCAUUGGAUCAACCGCGCCCGCAAUAGCAAUUUCAUCUACUGGAUCUGUCUUAUCCUUCAACUGUGGCUGAUCACUUGGCCGAUCAUCUGGUUCCUCGAACGUCGGUAUGCUGUCGUUGGGUCCGUGUGGCUGUUUUCCCGGGAGGUCGGAUCUCAGCGGGUCUACGCACGCGAUCGAGACGAGGCAGAUAUCGCAGAGGAUCUUGCCCCGGUGGUCACCCAGGCGGCAUGGGAGCGACGAUUAGAUGGGAAAUUCCUGACAGACCAGGACAUGCGCCUUCUUCGACGGCUUGAGCGAGAGGGUCGAGAUCGUGGCGGACGGGUCUUGGUAGUGAACUGGGAUCGGAUCAGUGGAUGGGGGCGUGAUGAGUAUUCUUGAAGCGACCGUCUUCCUUGGCUUGGAGGAUUAUACGAACGAAUGGUUUUCGAUAAACAUGGAAUAGCCGCUGUAACCGGUUGAGCAAGCUCGCAUAAACGUUCUUUCAUCUGAUAGCAAUUAUGAGCAAUUCAUGAUCCAAUAUCAGUCUGGUCUAUGCGACGUAUGACUGGACGAUAAGGAACCGCAGCCUAUGAGGCCAUGCAUCGCAUAUACAUGAAUCUUGCACCUCUCAUGGGUUAGAGAUAUCACCCUGGAGCAGUAACCGGCAUCUCCUACACUACCGGGCCGCUAUCACUGAACAUCUGUGUUUUAUCUCUCCUGGCAGUUGUCGGUGUGAUCUCUACCAUUGGUCCACAGGCGACAGGAUUCCCGAAAACGGCAACUAAUGCAGGUCUGAGCCUUAAGCGAGGGGUGUCCAUGUGCAAGUGUCCGUUCCAUGACGGUUCCUGAUAACCAUGCUUACAGUGUUCCGGACCGGUGUCCGGACCGGUGAAUUAAGAUUUUUAAACUAAUCCGGGGCAAUAGAUUGUGGCGUUUCAAUGAGGGAUUAUCAUGCAGACGGUAGGGCUAGAGUAGUUAAUAUCGGUAGAGCUGUGGUUGCCCCCGGGGGUAUGUUUCUUCAUCUCUGGAAUGGCAAUCCACCUAGGGUGACCCAUGAAUGAAAACAAGAAACUGUCAU
Messenger RNA from Aspergillus alliaceus, 2097 nucleotides. RefSeq lists its product as uncharacterized. The coding region runs from base 252 to 1418 and encodes 388 amino acids. The transcript is spliced from 2 exons. Lineage: Eukaryota; Fungi; Ascomycota; Eurotiomycetes; Eurotiales; Aspergillaceae. The record is from RefSeq and is a predicted model, not a curated record.